AUGCUGCUGAGUACAGUAUCUGUACUUACAAAGUAUUUAGAUCAUCAGAAAGUCGCCGACUUGGCUAUUCAUUUGAGCAAUGAUCUUUAUAAUGACCCUAACAACGUAAAGGGUCUAUGCGAUCUUCUUGAUGAGCUAGAUUUAGACACAAGAAAACAGAUAUACCAAAAUAUUUUUGACUAUUGCAUGACUAUAAUGAAGAGUGAAAAUUCAAUGGAAGAGUCCAAAUUGGAUGAAGUUCUCGGCUUAGGUAGAAAAUUGCCAGACAUAUUCACUAACAUACUAGGGAUGAUUGAAGAUAUCUUAGAAACAUAUAUUCACCAAAACUCUACAGGCUUUUUACAGGACUUCAAAGAGAUAUUUAAAGAUAUGGAGGUUGGUCUGAAAACUGAUCAAACCAUUUCAAACGAGUUCGUGCUGUCUUUGCUCCUCAGGUUAGAAUAUUUUUUCAUGAGAAGAAGAGAGAGUGUCAACUAUAAAUUGGAUUUCAUUCUUCUUUACUUAGUGGGGGCAAAAAACCACCCGAUUUCUUCAAAUGCAAUGAAAGUUUUACGCUGGAGAAUGAAUUCCAUCAUAGAGAAAACUAACGAUAUGUAUCUAAUAUGGAACGUUAUAUUCUCGUUGCAAAAUUCUUCUGAUUCAGCUCAUAAGACUGAAGGCUACGUGCUAUGGUUUCAUUGUUUGCACGGAUUCGAUUAUACUGACAAUGAUGUUUAUCAAGCACUUAUUCAAAAACCUCAAUAUUGGAUCAUGCUUCAAAAUGGGUUGGCUGGUAACUCACACGAGCAGUGCAAGUUGUGUCUAACACUUUUACAGCUUUCGGUUAAAAUGAUAAACUGUACCAUUUCAAAUACAAUAUUCAUUUGGAGUAAAGAAAGUAGAGAGACCUAUCUCAAUGAAUGGGCUAGAUAUAUCACCUUAUAUGAGAUUUUGAGGAUCGAUACUUCUUUGCAUCAAGCGGAGGCUGGGUACAAUGACUUGAUGAGCUUUGUUUCGCCAAACUCCCUUGUUCACCCAUCCUGGGGAUAUUACUUAUUGUCGACAGGCUUCAAAGCCACAAUGGAUUCGGUUAGGAAGUUUUCCCUCAACUUAUUAUUUAAUAUACCCGAAAGCAGCCUUUGCACUUUCAAGUAUGCUUUAGCUCCUUUGGAAAGUGUUUUCUUGCCUUACGCGAUGAUCGCAUCACAUUUUGAUGUUAGAGAGAUGGAUGGGGUUAAUGAAUGUCCUUUUGGGACAAAAUUAUCCAAUUUCAUUUCUAAGGUAUUGAAGAGCAUUCAUGAUACGAAAGAUGCUGAAGAUAUCGUUUAUUAUAUUUUGAAGGUUUUAGUGGAGAUGAAAGAAGCAUUUGACCCAGCUAGAAUAUAUAUAUGCUUCGGAAUUGUCAAGGGUUUGAAAGGUAGGGAAAUAUUGAGAUUCGGCUGUCAUGACAAAUUACUUUUACAUCUCUUUGAAGGCUCUUCAGAAGGACCACUUUUUGAAAGUGUUUCUCAAACGUUAAAUUUGAAAAUACUAAUGUCAUUCAAGUUUGAUAAUAUAAGUGCAUUUAUAGGCAUGAUUGGAAAAUUUAUCAAUUUCAAUGGCUUUGAGUUAGUUAAACGUAAUUUCUCAUUAAUUUCAACAUAUGUUGCCAAUAAAAAUGUUCCCUUGGUGGACAUCACAGAUAUUCUUUCCGGUGAAUAUUCAAUUAAUCAUAAGGCGAUCGCGAUACGUCUUAUUUAUCCAAGCGGUGAGCCACCAUAUAGCUCAGAAUUUCUGGAGACAUUGUUAGGUAAACUUCUUGAAUUUGAAUUUAUUUUGAGCACUACAGCCCGUGAAGAAAUUAUAAUGCUAUAUCGUAAGCUAAUAAUUAAUGCGCUAAAUGGUAAUUUGAGUGUUGAACUGUAUGACAUAUUAGCGAAGGUUGACUUUCAGAAAUAUCAAAUAUUUGUGCCAGCUACAUAUGAUUGGUCUGGAAUCUGGAAAAGCAUUACUGGUGGUCUUUGUUCUAAGGUCUUGGAGCAAGUUGAGGCUUCUUUGACGCGUUUCAGCUUCUUUAAUAAUAUAUGUUCAAUGAUAGGGUCAAAGCCUGAUAUUGGUACUAUUUUAAGGGCUCAGGAUGCAUUCAUGAACAAUUCUUCAAAUUUGAGCAAGUGCGUUCAACACUUUUACAAAAUAAAAGAGGCAAUAAUUGGAGAGUUCUAUAAUCUUCUAUCAUUAUCUACAACGAACCAUAUACUUGCAGACUCUCAAAUUGAAAAUUUGGUCGACAAGCUCGACCAUGGACUCGGUGAUUACAAGGCCAAUACAUCGCUAGUCAACUUAACUAGUAACUUGCUAAUUUCAGCAAAGGGUAAGGACCUAGUAAGCAGAAUUGUGAAUUUCGUGGUUGAGUUAUGGGAAAAUUUAACAGAUUCUCGUCUUCAGCUUAAUCAAAAAAAGUUGCACGUUUCAAUUAUCGAACUCUUACUCUGUGAAAAAGUCCUUAAUCUAUCUUCUUCUGAUUCCAGUUUAGAUUCCAGUUUGCUCAGGUUUUGUAAAUCAAUAAUCAACUGUUCUUAUGGGAGGAGGGGGUUACUUCCAUGUCUUUCUAAAAGCAUAUUGAACUUUCAAGUGCUGAGUCCGAUGCUUUUUGAAAAAAUUAACUGGAUGCCAGAAGUGAUAGUCAGAGGGUCUCUUUUGUAUCAGCUAAGAAGUAAUGUGUUCAAAUUAGAAUCAGUCGUGGGGAGGAUAUUCGAUGAAACACAUUCGUUAAAUAGUGAAUCGAGCCUAUACUAUCAAGUAUAUGGGGAAAAAGAAAUCAGCAGCAAGAUUAAUUUCACAGCUUCAGUCAUGUCGACUAAAACCAAAAGUUUUGAUUUUAAUGUUUUUAAGUUCAUCAUAGACAGUUCAGAAGAAUUCAGCCUAUUCAAGGUGCUCCGUGCUCAAGAUGGAUACGAAGAAUGGACCAGGAUUCAACUUUUCGCAAUUUUAGUUCCAAUAACUUAUAGACUUGAUAAUUCGCUUUUAAACCAGUUUUUAAAUGAUGUUUUAAAAGCCAUUGAAACGGACCCGAGUCCCUUAGUCAGAGUCUAUUUAGAAUGGAUCCUUGCUCUUCACUUAGACCAGAAUUAUUCUGACAAGCUCUUAAAUGCCUUGAUGGACAGUGAUGGGACUAUGAAGCCGACUGUUGUUACCUCCUAUGAACGAAUUUUGUAUUUGCUGGUCAAGCAACUACCUUUUGAAGAAAAGUCAGAUAAAAUGGCGCGUUUACUUACCAUCUUGAUUCCAGCAGCAAGCUCGAAUAAGGCCAUGACCCGUCAUUUUUCAUUAUCAUUGAUCUGCUCGGCUUUUUAUGAAGUCAAAUCACAAGGAAUAAACUUAGAAACAAAUAUUUAUUCAGUCAUCAAAAACAUGCACGAUACUGCAAUCCGAUCCGAAUCUUUUGGUCAAUAUAGAAGCGGUGAUGCUUUACUAUGGGAUGUUAAAAAAGAUUUGACCUUAGUGGGCUUAUCUGGUGGUUUAUUAUUGAGAUUGAGUGACCGUCAAGAUAUUGACUUUGUAUUAAAAGAGCAAUUUUUUCAUUAUUUAUCUCCUGAAGUAAUCCAAUUAUUAAAUUAUCCAAUUGGAGAUGACUUGAAGGACGAGUGGAUACGUGAGAAGGCUAGGCACCAUAUUAUCAAACACCCUUUGCUCCUGACAUCACAGACCCCAUUGCAAACCAAGAGCGGAGCUUGGAACACAAUUAUGAAUAUGGAUGAAUCACGGAGCACUGAUGUCAAAAGAAGUGACUUAAUAGUUGUUGCUUCACUUGUCGACAAGCCUCCCAACUUGGGAGGUAUUUGUAGGUUAUGCGAUGUUUUAGGAGCCGGGUUAUUAACUCUUCAUGAUAUUAAAGUGAAAGAGCACCAGCAGUUCAAAAGUGUUGCAGUCACGGCCGACCAAUGGAUGCCCACAACCGAGGUGAAACAAGAGGAUAUUAAAAGCUAUCUUUUAAGCAAGAAGAAAGAGGGUUACACUUUGCUUGGACUUGAACAAACUGACAAAUCCAUCCAGCUAGACAGUAAGUUCAAGUUUCCUGAAAAGUCUCUUAUUUUAUUAGGCGCUGAAAAGGAGGGAAUUAGGGGUGAUUUACUCGUGGAUUUGGACGAUUGCAUUGAAAUAAAGCAAGUUGGAGUUAUAAGAUCUAUGAACAUUCAAACUGCAACUGCUGUGAUUGUUCACGCUUAUUCCAUGCAACAUUGCUAA
Messenger RNA from Priceomyces carsonii, 4203 nucleotides. Its product is annotated as tRNA (guanosine(18)-2'-O)-methyltransferase. The transcript has a single exon. The coding region runs from base 1 to 4203 and encodes 1400 amino acids. The record is from RefSeq and is a predicted model, not a curated record. Gene Ontology annotation, biological process: tRNA methylation. Gene Ontology annotation, molecular function: RNA binding; tRNA (guanine) methyltransferase activity. Lineage: Eukaryota; Fungi; Ascomycota; Pichiomycetes; Serinales; Debaryomycetaceae.